CUUCCAAACCACACUUUUUAUAUCACUGAUUUUAUGAUCUCCCUCGUCUAUAGCCACUACCACUAUCUCUCUUCUUAUAUCAUCAAUUUGGGAACCAAACGUUUCUUUUGAACAAAAUAGUUCUCGCCCAGUUUAUUGCAUCAACAAUGUCUAUCUUCUUACCUCGACAUCGCUUUGGGCCCUUGAACAUUCGCCCGAAUCGCAUCAAGCCCGACCGGUUGCCGUUCACUUUGUCCGCCCGCAGCUCGACCGCCACAACACCAAACCUCUCAACCGACAAAGCGACCCCACUUGAUAGUGUGAAAACGUUGAAGGAUGACCAGAGCUUGAGAUCAACAUGGUCUCACCGUGCAUGGGUGGCAUGUGGGUGCACCACCGUGCUGAUUUCUCUAGCCGAAGCCGUUUCCGGUGGAGCCAGUUCACAUGUCUGGGUUGAGCCGGUUUUGGCCGGAUAUAUCGGUUACGUGAUGGCAGACCUGGGCUCUGGGGCCUACCACUGGGCAAUAGACAACUACGGCUCAACAGAAACUCCUUUAUUUGGAAACCAGAUAGAAGCAUUUCAAGGGCAUCAUAAAUGGCCACGGACAAUCACAAGACGCGAGUUCGCCAACAACCUGCAAGCCCUGUCAAGGGCAGUGACCUACACUGUCCUACCCAUGGACAUCCUGCUCUAUAACGACCACCCGAUUCUCCAUGUCUUUGUUCGGGUUGGUUCGGGUUGUGUUAUGUUUAGCCAGCAGUUCCACGCAUGGGCUCACGGAACAAAGAGUGAGCUCCCACCCUUAGUGGUGGCUCUCCAGGAUGCCGGAAUCCUCGUUUCCCGUUCGCAGCAUGGGGCCCACCACAGGCCGCCGUAUAACAGGAAUUACUGCAUUGUUAGUGGAGUCUGGAAUGAACUUUUGGAUGAGUGGAAUGUGUUUGAGGCAUUAGAACUGGUUUUGUUCUUCAAGCUUGGAGUUGAACCGCGGUCCUGGAGUGAGCCUAAUUCCGAAUGGACACAACAAGAGUAGGGAAUCCUUGGAUAUUAAGCAGUUUCUAUUAUACUCCGUAUUUAAUCAUGUGCCUUAAAAGCAGUUGGUACACAUUGCAAGAAUUAUGAAUCAAGAUUCAAGAACUGUAUUUCUUUCAUAGAACAAUAAAUAUUCCAGCAUUAC
Molecule: messenger RNA, 1154 nt
Organism: Cuscuta campestris
Lineage: Eukaryota; Viridiplantae; Streptophyta; Magnoliopsida; Solanales; Convolvulaceae
Source: the annotation of a GenBank genome assembly